GUCGAUCGUCGCUCGCCGGAAUCCACAGGUAUCUCCGCAGUUGUGGAGGGUCGAUAGUGUUCGUGCAACGAACGACCGGAUCGGACAGCCAUCAUCGGGAAUCGAUCGAGAUCGCUCGAAAGAUAUUGCGUUUUCGAAAUAUUCUGACGGUUCGUGAGGAUCUCAUCGUGUGACGUUGCAUGUUGCACCGGUCACGAGAUUGUGAGGAGAGCGAGACAAGAGCACGAAGGCUGUACGGCGAAAUUCGGCCGGAAAGUCGACAGGCUUCGAGAUCGAGUACACACGAGAAAGAGAGAGAGAGAGGGGGGGAGAGAGAGAGAGCUAAACGGUGAUCGAUCGGGGGAUAAUCGCUCAUUUUCGUCGCCCAGUGACAAUCCUUAUGGACCAGCGCGCGAGAUGUGCACGCGUUUCGUCAGCGCGGCUCGCUUUUAGCUGUUGCAGAGCCAAAUUUUGGCCAGAAAAUUCAACGUCGAUCGACGGGGCAGCGACGCGGCGAAAUUAGCCGGAAGUGCCGGCGGAUCGGAUUAACGUAGUUGCUGUUGUGUUGUUACUAAUAGUGGAUUCCGUUACGCCUGUUAAUGGCUGCUGAUCCAACUGGGGACUCGAACAGUGAUAGUGAAUCAAUUGCAAAAAAAAGCAAAGGUUAAAUUGAAGGGAUAAGCCGCAGAGUUUGGGGAAAGUUGGUUCGGGGUCGGCGCGGACAACUGAUGAGAGAAGUUCAGAGAAGAGUGGAAGUUUGCGAGGAAGAUUGAGGAACGAUCGCGAGGAAGCAUAAGUGCCAUUUCCACGGAGAAUUUAAUAAGCUCUCCAAACGCCCACCCCGUAGAUCGGAUACGACGUCGUAGGGGUUUCCGAUCCGCUGUCGCAAAAUAUUUCAGGCGAUCCCUCGGCACUGAAUGGCGCGGCUUAAAACGGCUUCCCAUGUGUAUCGCCGUAAUCGUGCGGCGCGGGUAAUCGAAACGACAGUAGACUGAAAAGCUCGAAAGCUUUUUCCCUCGUGGUCGCAUCUCUCUCUUUCUCUUUUUUCCCUCCAUUUUCCUCGCUUCUCUCUCUCUCUCUCUCUUUAUCUCCCCUCCCCCUCUCUAUCUCUCUCAUCGGUUCAAUUUUAACCAUGGCAAACACGCGACACUAGGAGCGCUUCGCCAUGUACGCGUGACAUCAUGUCGACUUCUGUGCGUGACACAUCGUCCACCCGUGGCCACGUCGAAAGUGACGGUGCACCCCUCGGCGCGUCGAGGAGUGUCAACGGUACGAGACUCCGACCUGCCGGUCCACGGCCAACGCGGAUGCAGGAUCACAUAGACCGCGUCCCCGCGACGUCGCGACUCCAUGGAUCGAUCACGCGGAAGACUCGUCGUGAUCUGGAAAUGUCCCGUCGCGGAUAAUCGUCGAUCGUCGAGCGACGUUGCUGCCGGGAUGGACGAAAUCCUGGAGGAAGGAUUCAACUGAUACGCGUCUAAGCCGGGGAUCCUGGAAAACUGUGCGACCGGCCAAAAGGCCGACUAGAAACAGUACCUCUUCUUGCUCGCAAAGAGGAUCAAGAAGCCUUAUCGUACUUGCUACCUAGACAAAGAAAAAGAACCAGACAAGAGAAAAGAGACGCGACGGGGUGGAAAGAAGAGAGGAAAGGGGAAUAGAAGAAGGCAGACAACCUAAAACAUAGCUGGAAAGAUAAGUGACCUGAAGAUGUUGGGCGUAGGCAGAAAGAUGGAAUCCCGGGCGAGACGUUCGAAAAUCUCGUGAUUGGUAUCAGCGCCUGGCCGAAGGGAUAAGGUCGAUCGCGGAGAUCGACCGUGAUGGAGACGAGAACGAAUAACUCGUUCGUCAGGUCCAUCCUUCGGAAUGUCUCGCUGACCCGUGAGCAUCGGCACUUGGACGAACCACCCGGAGGACAGGUGGCCACAAACGCCAUCGAUGUUGUCACCACGACCGUGCAGGAGGAGAAGAUGGCGGACUUUCUGGGCGAUGCCCUCGCGAGGAACGACAGCGACGUCGAUGGCGGCGAGUCUGGAUGGUUCAACGACUCGUCGACGGCCGCCGUCUCGACCCUGUCCGUCUCGUCGUCCUUCGACGAAUUCACGUCGUUGUACUCCACCCCGAGCGUCGACAACUACACCGGCAGCGUGUCCGAUCUCUUCGCCUUCGACGACCUGAGCGACUACAUCAACCGACUGAACUACAGCGUCCUCGUGAACCUGACGGCCUACUACGACGGCGGCGCGGGUCUGAAUCUCAGCAGCGUCAAUUGCACGUCGUCGAUAGUCGCCGGGGGUGCCGUUAGACCGGGCGAGUGCGCUGGAACCGCCGGCGUCGACGAGAAGUCUAACGCGAACAGCUGGUGGGCCCUGAUACUUGUGAUCGUGCCGUGUUUGACGCUCUUCGGUAAUGUGCUCGUCAUCCUAGCGGUGGUGAAAGAACGAACGCUGCAGACUGUCACUAACUACUUCAUCGUCAGUUUGGCGGUCGCCGAUCUUCUCGUGGCGGUGCUCGUUAUGCCGUUCGCGGUCUACGUGCUGGUGAACGGAUCCUGGAGUUUACCCGGGUUUGUUUGUGAUUUUUAUAUCGCAAUGGAUGUGACUUGCAGCACCAGCUCUAUAUUCAAUCUCGUGGCUAUUUCAAUAGACAGAUACAUAGCGGUGACCCAGCCGAUAAAGUACGCGAAGCACAAGAACAAUAGAAGAGUAUGGUUGACGAUACUGUUGGUCUGGGCGAUAUCGGCCGCGAUCGGCAGCCCGAUUGUCCUAGGCUUGAAUAACACUCCGGACCGGAUCCCGGACGCAUGUCUGUUCUACAAUACGGAUUUCAUCAUCUACUCGAGCCUGUCCAGCUUCUACAUACCCUGCAUCAUCAUGGUAUUCCUUUACUACAAUAUAUUCAAGGCUCUACGAAACAGAGCGAAAAGGGCUCGUGCUAGCAAAAAACCGAAUUUAGGCGAUAUAAAACCGGGAAGUAUCAUCGAGAAUAUCGCACACACGCGUAGUGGGUAUUCUGUGGCAAGGUUCGCGGAAACGGCGCUGGGGGCGGCCGCCCUGGUGGCACCUGGGAUCGAGGAACCGACGAACACCGCUUCCGGCAGCAACGAGGACGAGGAUGAGACGCCCCUCGAUCCCGUCGUCGUCAUCUCCAAUGACAAGAGCACGGAAUUCUUUUUAGCUACGGUCGUCGAAGAAGCAGCUUGUCGUUUCAGUGCGGUGGCGCAAGCUCAGCUGACCGGAGCACCGCGCGUGCAGCUGAACGACUCCAGCGGGUACGACGGUGCGGCGAGCAGCACGAUGAUCCACGAGCCUCUCGAGACGAAUUCAAGUCCGAGCCCGAAUCCGCGGAUCACGUCCGGCCCGCCGUCCUCGUCGACCUCGUCGUCGCCUCCGCCGACGCGAGGCGCUACCAGCGUGUCCUCGUCGACGCAAACGAAGAGGAACGGUAACAAUGGUGGCGCGAACAAGCAGGAGCUGAAGCGGUUGAAGAGCGCCGGCUCGCUCCUGCCGCUGCAGCUCGCGAGGACGCCCAGCGUGCUGUCGUCCACCUGUAAGAAGGACCGAAAGAACGCGUCGGCGUCAAGGUUCACAAUAUACAAGGCCAACAAAGCCAGUAAAAAAAAGAGAGAGAAGAGCUCGGCGAAAAAGGAGCGCAAGGCCACGAAGACUCUGGCGAUCGUGUUAGGUGUCUUUCUAAUAUGCUGGGUGCCCUUCUUCACUUGUAACAUCAUGGAUGCAAUCUGCACGAAGCUGACGAAGGCUUGUCAGCCUGGCGUUACAGCCUUCAUCGUCACUUCCUGGUUGGGCUACAUGAACAGCUUCGUAAAUCCCGUAAUAUACACUGUGUUCAACCCCGAAUUCCGUAAGGCCUUCCGCAAGCUGAUCAGCAUAUAAGCGAGCGAUUUCAUCCGCUCUCACCGCUGAAGAAGAGACACGGGACAGCAAACGUAACUCGGUGUGAAUCGUCGUAUUUGUGAUGUAACAACGAGACUAUAGGCUCUCGGCAAGCUCGCAACAGGUACUGUUGUUCUUGUAUUUGGAACCUCAGCAGCUGCGUUUGCCUAUCGGUUUUCGCGUUCCGUUACGUGUCAAUCCAAGCGAAUGAGAAAAGCUGAGUCUCACGAGACACUUCCCCCUUUUCUAACUCACUAGGAAAUACGGCCUGCGACGCGGAAAAAAGUCAAGGCAUUAUUUCCUAUGAACGUCAUAUAUACGAGCGAUGCGUUCCAUGAAAAUAAUUUAUGAAGAUUACGAAAGAGUAAUUAGAAUAAUGGAAAUAAUAUCUCUAAUUUAAUGAAAUUUUUUGCGCGUGUGUACGUACGCUGUAAAAUAUUUAAAUAUCAAUUACGAUAUUACAUAUUCGAGUUUGCUUCAGUUUAGAACUGUGUUUCGAGAUCGAGAAAUAAUCAGCGUGCAAUUAUGCACGAACUGGAAAUUGUAAAAAUUCACACAAAUAUUACAUUGUUAGGCACCAAGAACCGCCUCGAAAAAAUGGCGUUCUUCUUCGCUUAAUUGUGUUAUAAAGUAUUAAUAUUUCUUUUUCCUCAAAUUCAUUACAUUUAAGACGGAUAAAUGUACAAUACUCUUGAAGAUGUUACUCAUUGAUUAUUACAUAUCUAUGAGGGAAAAUGAAGAAGAUAUUUCUUCACUUGGAUAAAAUUGACACGCGAUUAGACAGCGAAAAUUGUUUGCUGAUAAAUUCGUUGUUACCGCCGCCAACGAAUUCAUCGCGUCCACGUGCGUGAAAAUGCGUGCACUGUGAUAUCGGACUAUCGUGGCGUGACGCGCUACGUCACGGAGGACACGCACGUGCGCCUGGAGUACACGUGCACGAACGUUGAAGUUGAAUUCUCGCACGAGUAGCUCAAGUAAUUACUAAGUAAGGCUUUGCGAAGCAAAAGCAAAUACACCGCGUCGAUCGACUGUGCGGUAUCGCGCAAAUUAGCAGGAAAUUUAGGUAAUCUGUACAAAUCACAUGCGGCAAGCGUUUACAGCGCCCAAAGGACUCGUUAGUGACAGACUAGCUCUGUGUCGGGGUGUAAUAAUCGCGCGUUCGUAAGCACGGCUACACCCUUGGAAGAUAAUUUAAGUUUCGCGAUAGAAAGAGGGCAGGUAAUGAGAUCCACGAGGGUGGAAGAGAGAAGGGGGGGGGGGAGAAGAGAGAAAGAGCGCGGAGAGUUAAAGUUGUUAGAGGUGUAUUUAUUAUGCGAGCAUAUAUUACACAUUAUACGUCUCCAUCUGGAUAAUUAAGUACGCCAUGACAGUAUUAACGUAGAACGUAAGUUAUAGCAAUAUUUUUUCGCUCAAAGCAAAAGCAACCGAGACCGCCGUUUGUACGACGAUACAUAGAAACACGCUAUACAUACACGCGUGUCGCAGUGUAAUUGUAUGUAUUUAUACUUCGGUGCAAUAGAAAACUUGAGAAAGAAAGGACGAAGAAAGAGAGAAAGAGUGCGAACGCGUGCGUGUGUGUGAGAGUGAGUGAACGAGAGAGAAAUUAUGAGAGAAAAAGAGAAAAAGAUAUAUAUUACCUAUAAAUAUAUUACAUAAAUAAAUUUACGUCCUUUCACGAUAUACAGGGUGACACCAAGUACGGGGCAGAAGCUUUAGGGCUACAUGGAAGAAGAUUAACUUUUGGGAACAGUGUACCUUGGAUACGCUAGCUUGAACGCUCUUUAAUAAGUUACUCAUGUUAUCAAAUCGGAGAAUGUAAUUAUUUCUGAAUUAGUUAAGAUACCUGUUAAAACCAGUACGUCGAGAAUAAGAUAUUUUUCUGAACGCGAAAGUAUUUAUGAGAGGAGUAAUUGAUUGAAGCUUUCGGGAUCGUAACCUUUAUUUUUGUGUGUGAAAACGGUGCGCUUGUUUUUCGAGAAUGAAAUUCGUUAUUAAAUCGCCUUUCGAGAGAGGAAAAGCUUUUGAUAUUUUGAAAAAUUAAAACGCUUAGUCUCUCGAUAUUUACAUAUCGAGUUUCUCAGGGUUUCUCAGUUUAGCGCUCUCAUCACCUUCCAUCGUGAUCUAUCAUUACAGUAAUCUGUUCAGUCUACAUACUUGUACUCCGUUGAAGGCAUUGAACGGUCAUUAACUUGCAACACGUGCUUUUUUAACGAUGUAACAAUUAAACGCUUCGUGGAGAUGGAUAGUGAUUGAAUUACAAUCAAACUACAGCAGCACAAAUUUCUUAAAAUCAAAUCGUAUAAGCAAACGUAUAUUUUACAAGAUACAUGCAAAUGUUUGUGAUAAGGUGCAGGCAACUUAAAUUUAUAUGAAGUACUUAAAAAAAUAAAAAGAGUGGCAAUGAGAAUUUGACACGAUAAGUGCGCAAAUCAAUAAUCAAUUAAUUAAAAGUUAAAUUUGAUAAACGAUCAAAUUUUUAUUUCAUUUUAUUAAUUUUAAUCAAUUAAUAAAUUGAAACAAUAAAAUUUUGAUUAAUUAACGGAAUGUUUACGCAUUGAAUAUUCUCGUGAAUUACGGAUGUUAGGUUUUUCUGAUGAAUUGCGAAGAGUCACGUUAUUCAGCUGUAAAGUAUUUAUGCAACGGAUACGUGAACAAUAAACGGAGCGUGAACGUGCAAGGAUUGAGAACUCCUGAUAUACAUUAUUUUACGAUUUUGCCAUGACGCGUACACACACGUGCAGGUUUAACUUGCGAGCAUCGUACAAGCUCGAUCGAACGGCGAAAUUCCGGAACUUGUUUCAAACCGCUUCGGCGCGCUUUGAUAUGUAGGAUUUGUCGCGAUAUUCCGAUACCAAUGCCACCAGUUACGAAUCGUAUGAAUAAUCAGGUGGACUUGGAACAAUGACGACGGUAUUACACGAAGAUCGGAAACACAAUUCUCGGUUUCACGGCUCGAUCGAACUGCAAAAGCGCAACAUCGGGAUUUACGGGCUCGCGAUGAAUAUAAAUGCAAACUAUCGCGGUACAUCAAUUUUUCCUGAACGCAAAAAUAGACUACGGGUGUGAAGUUAAUGUAUCUUACAAAAGAACUAGGAGAAAUAAAGAUUGAAAAAGUUAAUCUAGUAAAUGAAAAAUUGAAUGAAAUAGAGUAACGCGUGGUAAGAAGUUCGUUAUAGAGUUUCGUGUUACGUUCGGAAGAUUUCUGUUCAGACGGAAGUUGCGCCGAGCUUCUCGCGAUACUGUGUACGUGUUCUAAGUUCCGAUGAUCUCUCACGUCCUCUGUUUCGUGGUCAAGUGUGAAAUUUGCCGUGACCGAAUUUUCAAACAUAUCAAGUACGCGGCGCGAAUGGCCGCCUACGAAUCAACCAAUCGAGCGAAUUAGCUCGGAAUUAUUUUUGUUCUCUUUCCUGAAAUGAUGCGGCUGUGUGUAUACUUCUCAAGACUUUUCCAUUGAGCUGCAAGACGAUGCGAAUCAACGAUCCACUUCCUUCAAAGCUAACAGUGGAGCAUCGCUUAACAGGAUUCUGCUUGGAAGAGGAAGAGCAAAAGUUUCUCUGAAGCACUUUAUUUUUCUCGCUUAGUACCGUUUAACAAUCUAGUGUUAACAAUCUUACAGCGGAAAGGAUUUUUCACGAUUAUGGCACGAGAUGUUAUCGCGUUUCUUGAUGAAAGUACGUAAACUACAUUUAUAUUUCAGAGACAUUCAGUGUUGUCUUGUGGCUAUAUACUAACACUUAAACCAUAAUGAUAUUUAGUAACAGCUUUGAACUUUGUAUGAUACGAUACGCGGGCAUCUUGAUACAAAAGAGUUAUUCCGGUAAGUAUUUUUACCUUUCAUUUGUCUUCAGUAUCUAUCGGAGAAUGACAGGAGUUAAAAUUUAUUCUCCCAAGACACCAUUUAUAUAUUUUAUUUUAUAACAAAAUUGAAAUUUAGAUUUAGCGUAAACUAUUAUAUAUUUCUCCGUGUGUACCGCGUCAGAAAUUAAAUUCGUCAGUUUCAAUUUGGAAGAAAAAGACAAACAUAUCCGCACAUCGGAUCUUAUUAGGAGUGAAACGCAGAGAAAUGGAAGAUACGAUCCGUGUCCUGUGUUUGAUUAACCCGUGCUGAGAGUUUCACGACUUUCUUCGCAAUCACGAAGUUCAUGUUUCAACUAAUAUUUGAUCGACGUAAUGUGAGCAUCUGAAAUCAUGUUUGCCGAAAAUUCAAUAAUUUCCUCGAAUUUUGAAUAUGAGCGAAGUGAUUAGUGCGUGUCUGAGAGAGCAUAUAUAAUAUAGUUAAUCAUUUGGAUAUCCGUUUGUAAACGAUUCAUUUAUAGCAUAUAAAGCGAACAAUGACAUUAAAUAAUAUACAAUUAUAAGCUCGCGCUUAGAGAACGAGGGAUUAAUCAGAUAUGACAGUGUUUCGGAAUUCGUUAAUAUUAUCCAGUUUAAUAUUAACAAAUUUCUGUUGAAGAUAUAGUACUAGAUCAUCAAGAGAAGUGCGAUAGCGUCUCUAUGCCAAGUACAUAAGAUCAAUCAUCCAAACGUGAUUAUGUUCAUCGCAUCAAUGUCGAACGUUAUACUAUUUUCCUUUAUCUGGAAAUUUUACGUUCAAGCAUGCUUUUGAUUACAUUACUUUGGGAAUAAGUUUUUCGAUAAAAAAAAUCUAACGACGCUUUUCUUACGCGAUGUCGAUGUAAGUUCCUGAUUGCAGACACUUCGAACAAAACUGUCGCUAUAUUGAUCCCGAAAUUUCGAGAUCUACAAUCACGAACUACUUGUCUGAACACAUAUUGGAAGUUUAUUUAUAUGCUACAAAUUUACCAAAUAUUAUAACUUUUUAAGGGAAACCUCGAUUAGAAGUGAAAACUUGCCAGUGAUAUAUUUUUAUUAAAAAAAAACAAAAUUUACGUUCAAACUGAAAUAAAAUUAAAUUAAAAGACAUAUUUAAAUAAAAUUUUACCAAUUACUUUAUCUCUAUACCUGCUUUUUCUUACGUCUGCAAGUAUAUGUAAAAGAUGAUAAAACUGUGGCAAAAUAAUAUUAAAUAAACAAAAUAAUCUUAUACAGUCAUGGAACGAAUUAUCUGGACACACAAAAUAUUUAGAGUUUAUUUUAUGUUGCAAAUUAAAAAUAUGCCUAUGAUAGAAAUGCAUCACUGACAAGAGUUUUCAUUUUCAGUCAAAUUUUUCUUGAAAAAUUAUAUUUGAUAAAACUUUUGUAGAAUAAUAAAUAAAUAUCUGUAUUCUUGUGUCCGGAGAAUUAGAUUCGUCACUGUAAGCAAAAAGUAAUAAUUUGUUCCAAGUUUCGCGAUCGCAUGGUAGCGAUUGUCUCCAGUCGGCAUUCGCAAGCUCACAUUUGAAAUGUUAAGAUUUAAUACUGUUAAGAUUUAAGAAACUCUUGGAAUGUUUGGGAGUAGAAGAAUCUUUAUCAAUAAUUUCAUUUUUUGGAAAGAAUGUAGCUUUCAUUUCAACUCCCUUCUGCUCUUGAAAACUCAACAAGACCGUGCAUAUAUUUUUUACUUAGCAUAUCUAUGUACUUUUACUUUAAAGGUUUCUUUGGAAUGUUAGAUGUUUGAGAUGUACGUUCGGUGACGCAUUUUAAAUCAGUCCAGAUGCAAGUUUUUGCACGGUCCAGAGCGUUGCGAGCAAAUCACGAUAUCGUUCGUUUUGAUGUGUGUUAUGUGCGUCCGUGCUGUUGCAAUAAAGUCUACAAUCAAAGCUUUUUACUAGGUUUUUGAAUGUUGUACGACGUAGCUUUAAGCUUGCGAUGUAUAUUUGUAAAUAUUCUACGAGCUCUACACGAACGGAUGCCGUCAGUCCUAUCGUUGCGUAACAGCUUCGCGUUACACGUGGCGCGGUUUACGACGACGAUCCGAUCGAGUUGAUUUAGGUAAAACGCAAUUCGCGUACGUUUCAUACGACGCGUAAAACUCGGACGAGUGUGCGGUCACUUGCGAUAAAUGACACGUGUGCUCGAGCUUGACAACGUCCGGCCGCAGAAUCGAACGACAUUCGUCGUGAUCGGCGAGUUUUUCGCAUGGUUUUCUUUUUUUUUUCUGUUUGCAAAACGAAAAAUUGCUUCGUUAGUUUAAUUCUUCACGUCAUUGUGUCAAAUGAGUUUCGCGAGUCCGGAAUAAUCACGCGACACGGUUACCCUUUUAAUACGCUAACAAUAACGCUCUCUAUUUUCAUUUUAUGUAAUUGGCUACGUAUGUUUCCGUACAGCAUGGAAGACACGUUGCAACAUUGUAUUAAAAAAUUGUAAAAGGAAACUUGAGAUCAUGCUUGUAGCGUCAUUAUUAAAUUUAACGACUAAGUCAACUUGAAAUAUUAUUUCUAGCUUCAGUUUACGAUUGCGUUUUGAGUUCGAUAACCAUGAGCUGCGCGCACUUUGUAGAAUUGAAAAAUGCAUUUUAUAUGAAGGUAUCAUUGAGCACCGAGAUCCGCUUCUAUCGAAAAAUGACAAUUCUCAUUUCUUGCAUUGAAACAUUGCUGCAGUAUUGCAUUGCAAUAUUUCUAAAGACGGACAUUUUAUCAUUGCUGCAAUGUUGCAGCAAUAUUGCGGCAUUUUGCAAUAUUUUUUCCAAUGUUGCAAUCUUGCGAAGAAACAAUUCCAUGCAGUGUUGCUGCAACCUUUCUGCGCUGUAUUGGUCUGUCCCUUCUAUUUAAAGUAAUACGCUCACUAAUGAUAGUCGCUAAUGGAGGUUAAUGAUAAAUUUGUAAAGUCUUCCUGUAAAAUAAUGUUACGAAAACGAAGACUGUCUCGCGCGCGAAUGCAACCUCUUGCAAUCUCACAAAUUUCGCUCCUUAGAAUUCUGCUGUUGCAUGUGUUUUGUCGACUACUUUUCAACUUCCUUCUCUCCGCGAGACAAGGUAACGGCAUUUUGACAAUGCGCAAGACAAUAUCCCUGUUACGAUAACGUUUAAAGUUUCUUGGGGAAGGGGGUGGAGCGGGAACACGAACACGAGAGUACGACUCGGUCGCGGAAUGAAAUACGGUUUGACGCCACGAGCGAAAAGAGACCCGGAGUUAAAGCCGCGGGGCUUUCAAUUCGGGAAUAAAUCUUUUAAUUUAUGUAAACCUCCGAAAGGUAUAAAACCUACUUAAGUCGCACACCAGCCACAAUGAAUCCCGCGCAAGCCGGCUGUGAAGUUUUAAAUCCUUUUCAUAACUCCGCCAGGAAGUUGGUCGACUUUCUCUCUCUCGCUUGUCGACCGAUCAUCUCUCGACUUAUCCCCCGCGGGAGAGCCCCGUCUCUCGUCUUCACCUUCGUAGAUCGCGCCAUGUGCCACUUAACGUUGUAAAGGGUAAAGAGACUUCCGGACGAAGUCGAUCGCUUCUUAAUUAGCGAAGUUCGCACGCUUUGCUUUCCGUGCCGCUGACGAAGCGGCGGAGGACAGGUGAGGGGUGAAAGAUACCAGAGCGAUUCCCCGCGUAAUUCUUGCGUUGUCGCAAUCGAUCUCGAAAGCCACAUUCUCAUCCCCCGUUUUGCAUCGCGUUUAGCGCUAAAGCUAAAGUGGCUUUCCGAUCCCGAAGUCUCACCCUCAGAGGCCAAUUAAUGAAACGAAGACGCGUAUCAGGUGGCUACGUUCAGUGCUAAGUGCAUGGUGAAGAAUACGGGUUCCAGUCUGACGAUCUAGAAGAAUGUGCAAGCGUGAGACCUAACGGUUGCAGGCGAUGUGAAGAGUUAGUCAAAAAUAUAUUCGCGCGAAGAGGGAGAGAUAGAGUGAGAGAGAAAGGUAUAGAAAGAGAAGAGGGAAAACGAGGGUGGUAAGCCUAGUCUUCUGUUAUAGCGUGACACUUUGAGAAAGAUGUUACAAAGUUUCUUAUAAUCCUGAGUAAAAUGGCUGUAUUUUUCUAACCUGAUACUUUCCCCUCUGUACAUAGCUACGCGACACAUGUAUAUGAUAUGUAUCCAUACACACAUAACGAUAUACGAUACGCACGUGGAAGACGAUGUCACAAUUUGCGAGAGCAAGUCAACGUAGAACUGUAUAUCUGUGUAAAUAUAUGUCUAAUUGGGGAAAGCAUGCUUGCGUCUGUUGCAUGCACGUUCGUACACGUGGUAAGGGGAGCACGGUGGAGUUUCUGACGAUUCCCAAUUAGGCGCGAAUUACAGAAACUUCCCGCGAAACGAUCACGCUGGCACGUUGUCUUUUAAGGAUGAAAGUGUUGGGACGAUAUAACGUGUUAAAAAAAAAAAAAAAACAGAGAUAUAUAUAUUAUACAUAGUAUGUUGUACGACGUAACGUACGCGCGUGUUACGCCGAUGCGUGAGAUCGGAUGCUGUGUUUUUCCUAUGGAUUUCUUAUUUAUUAUCACCAAUGGUCUAUACAGGGCAUAGGUUUAAGGAAAGAACCUUUAAUUUGCUGAGAUUUAAGCCGCGCGAAGAAAUAAGAACGUAAAGAGGAAUUAAGAAAAAAAAAAAGAAAAAUGCUGUAUGUAUAUACUGAAGGCAAUACAUAUACAUACUUAAGGGAGCGCGAAAAAAAUACGCGAGGACGACACGUUCACACGCCACAUGAACAUACAUACACACACAGAACAAGACACUUGUUAAAAGUAAUAAAUUAUAGUAUAAAUUAAA
This is a messenger RNA of Solenopsis invicta (red fire ant), 12438 nucleotides long. It is a transcript of the gene Dop2R, whose product is annotated as dopamine D2-like receptor. NCBI's taxonomy places the organism in Eukaryota, Metazoa, Arthropoda, Insecta, Hymenoptera, Formicidae. Gene Ontology annotation, cellular component: membrane. Gene Ontology annotation, biological process: adenylate cyclase-activating adrenergic receptor signaling pathway. Gene Ontology annotation, molecular function: dopamine neurotransmitter receptor activity, coupled via Gi/Go; G protein-coupled receptor activity. The coding region runs from base 1797 to 3869 and encodes 690 amino acids. The record is from RefSeq and is a predicted model, not a curated record. The transcript is spliced from 8 exons.